AUGGCGGUUUUUGGUUCAAUAGGCCGGAGAUUUCAAAUUGUUAUACAAGGUUUAUAUUUUCAAAAAAUGAAAACCACAAGAGAGCAACAUUUAUUUAACUAUUCUAAAAGAAGAAAGAGUAUAGUCAGACCAAUCAUUAAAGCUCAGGAACGAUUAGACAGACUUAGUAAAAAACGAUCAUUUAAAGACGGUUCAACGGAGGCUACCAGUCCGGAUUCCCAGAAAACUGGUAGCAUGACAGGAAGUAUGACAACAAGUUCUGAACAAGUUCUUCCUUCCCCGACUAAAAUGAGAGCACGGAAAACACGUCAUCGCCGUAGCAACAGUAGGGGAUCACUCAAUACAGCAUCACCAAUCAAAAGCCCAUCAAAUAAUUCCUUACAGGAGGAACGAGAAAUCAAAUCUACUGUUUUGAGAUUUGCUGACCACCAUAAAGAAAGCACAGCUAUGUCAUCUUUUAAGUAUAUGGGACCCGGAACGGCCAUUAGAGAACAGAAAAAUGAAGAAGAAGCAUCCAAUGACAAACCUACAAAUCAGAAUUUAAAAGAAAAGAACUUAAACGAUGUUUGUUUUGGUUGUGAUGGUGGUUGUAGUGACGCUACCUGCAGUUCCAAGCGCUCCAGUCAGGUCAGCGCCGAUACUGAAAGUAACCUCAAUGAUUCUCCCGGUACCAGUCCAUUCCAUUCCUGUAAUAAAGACUUAAUAGUGAAUUCCCUUCAUCAAGCCACAUAUUAUCAAAAUUUUCAUGGCCAAAACCAUAUCUACCCGGAAAAAGACUCAAAUGAGAACAUUAGUUGCUCUCUUGACGAGGUAUUAAAUAAACUUACAACGCUGCCAUUAACUGUUGAAAAUGUGGAAAAAACUGGUAAAAACGAGCACAAUAACUCACUGAGAAGAUUGUCCAUGAAAAGAACUAUUAGUGAUGUGGAUAUAUCUUGUGAUCACCUGAAUGAACACCCACCUCCUCAAUUCACCACCCUUAAUCAUACACAUACAAAUCAUAAUUCUACAUACUCAAAUUCCAAGCAUUGUGAAGAUUCUUUAUCAGAAGAAGAAUUUGAAGUGAGUGAAGAUGAUAAACAUCCAAAUCAUCUGUCAAAUUCUUACUCUGAUAAUAAUUCAGACAAAUUGUCCGAGAAGGAAUUGGCAGUUAGAAGAAUGCAGAAUCAAGUCACGAACACACCCGAUUCCAUAUUUAAGCCACCAUUAGACAGUAGUUCAGAACCAGAAGAAUGUUGUGAUGAGGCAGUACAUUCCAGAAGAAACCAAACAUUCGAUUCAAACGACAAUUAAAUAUUUACAUAGUGUUAAUAUUGAUCUCACAUUAAAGUUUUUGUCUUAUAACAGAU
Lottia gigantea (owl limpet) is the source of this 1349-nucleotide messenger RNA. RefSeq lists its product as hypothetical. The record is from RefSeq and is a predicted model, not a curated record. The transcript has 6 exons. NCBI's taxonomy places the organism in Eukaryota, Metazoa, Mollusca, Gastropoda, Lottiidae. The coding region runs from base 1 to 1293 and encodes 430 amino acids.